GUCUGGCUGCUGUCCUGUUAUCGGUCUGGGUGUGGUCUUGCAGUCAGGGGUACCGUUAGCAGGAAAUCAAGCUCCAGUCCAUUUCACUUUAAGCCGAAACAAAGAAAAUAAUAUUCUCACCGCGCUUAGGGUUGAAAAUAGUUCUUCGUAAUCAAGCUAAAAGUCACGUUUGUGUCCUCGAGACGGGAAGGCGUUUGAUUGGCGCCGUUGUUCUGAUGGGAAAAAAAGUUUUCUGCUGGUCUCGCUAACAUAGUCGUCUGAUUUAAUAACUUUUUUUUUUUUUCUAAAACCUUAACCGGACGUUAAAGAAAGGAAAGAUGCCGAAGACGAUUAGUGUCAGAGUCACUACAAUGGAUGCUGAACUGGAGUUCGCCAUUCAGCCAAAUACAACAGGAAAGCAACUCUUUGACCAGGUUGUUAAGACCAUUGGGCUGCGAGAGGUUUGGUACUUUGGACUCCAAUACCAGGAUACCAAGGGUUUCUCUACAUGGCUCAAGCUCAACAAGAAGGUGACAGCCCAGGAUGUGAGGAAGGAAAGCCCGCUGCUGUUUAAGUUCCGUGCCAAGUUCUUCCCCGAGGAUGUGACUGAGGAGUUAAUCCAGGACGCCACACAGCGGCUGUUCUUCCUGCAGGUGAAGGAGGGAAUCUUAAAUGACGACAUCUACUGCCCUCCAGAGACAGCAGUCCUCCUGGCCUCCUACGCAGUGCAGGCCAAGUAUGCUGACUACAACAAGGAAGUCCACACACCAGGCUAUCUGUCCAGUGAACAGCUGCUCCCUCAGAGAGUUCUGGACCAGCACAAACUCAACAAGGAACAGUGGGAGGAGAGGAUUCAAGUGUGGCAUGAAGAACAUAAGAGCAUGAUGAGAGAAGAGUCCAUGAUGGAGUAUCUGAAGAUCGCUCAAGAUCUGGAGAUGUACGGAGUCAACUACUUCAGCAUCAAGAAUAAGAAAGGAACAGAACUGUGGUUGGGAGUGGACGCUUUGGGGCUCAACAUUUAUGAACAGAAUGACAAAAUGACGCCCAAAAUUGGAUUUCCUUGGAGUGAAAUCAGGAACAUUUCCUUCAACGACAAGAAGUUUGUCAUUAAACCAAUCGACAAGAAAGCACCUGACUUUGUAUUCUAUGCUCCGAGACUGCGCAUCAACAAGCGCAUUCUGGCUCUUUGCAUGGGCAACCAUGAGCUGUAUAUGCGCCGCAGAAAACCGGACACCAUAGAAGUGCAGCAGAUGAAGGCUCAGGCUCGGGAAGAGAAGAAUCACAAGAAGAUGGAGAGAGCUCUGCUGGAGAACGAAAAGAGGAAAAGAGAAGUUGCAGAAAAAGAAAAGGAAAAGAUUGAGAAGGAAAAGGAGGAAUUGAUGGAUAGAUUAAAGCAGAUCGAGGAGCAGACGAAAAAAGCCCAACAAGAGUUGGAGGAGCAAACACAGAGGGCUCUGGAGUUGGAGCUGGAGAGGAAGUCCGCUAUGGAGGAGGCUGAACGUCUGGAGAAUGAGCUGAAGGGUGCUGAGGACGCCAAGGUGGCACUGCUGCAACAGUCACAGAGCCAGAUGAAGAACCAAGAACACCUGGCGACAGAGUUGGCUGAUCUGACUUCGAAGAUUUCCCUCCUGGAGGAUGCCAAGAAAAAGAAGGAAGAUGAGGCCAUGCAGUGGCAACAGAAGGCCACCACGGUGCAGGAGGACCUGGAGAAGACCAAAGAAGAGCUCAAAAACAAAGUGAUGGCAGCUCACAUCCAAGAGCCACUCAAUGCAGAGAACGAGCAGGAUGAUGAGAAUGACGAGAGCAACGCUGAGGCCAGUGCAGAGUUCACAGAUGCCGCCACGUACAAGGACCGCAGUGAAGAGGAGCGCAUGACCGAGGCUGAGAAGAACGAGCGUUUGCAGAAACAUCUACUCGCUUUAAGCUCAGAGUUGGCCAACGCUCGGGACGAGAGCAAGAAAACAGUGAAUGACAUCAUCCAUGCAGAGAACAUGCGAGCAGGACGAGACAAGUACAAGACCCUCAGACAGAUCCGGUCAGGAAACACCAAACAGCGCAUUGACGAGUUUGAGUGCAUGUGAUGUCUGCAUGCACCAAUGCAAAAGCCCGCACAGCUGGGCCUUUCUGCCUGGACUGCAGUCCUGCCUCACACAAGCUGUUUCCUCUGUACCCAAAUAAAUCAGAUCCACAUUGUGACAUGGUUGCACAAGCACAGCAUAAUUUACAAAUAUGGAUCUGGGAACCUCCAUUUGUUAUCAUUCCUAACUUUGAAUUUAGGCAAGUCACUGGUUGAAAAGGGACAUACUGUAUUUUAUUAGUACAUUCCUCACAAGGGGUUCAUGUAGCAUAUUAGUAACGGGCUCAUGCCUCAUUUCAUGACACAUUGAGUAAGCAUUUUUAAUUUCUUUAUAUAUUUCUGUCACGUUUUUGUAUCAUGAUUUCAAAAUAAAAGGCUCGGAGACCAAUCCAAAUCAAAUUCAGAUUGAAAACUGUGCCUGUAGAUAUAUUUCUGCUGUACGCAUGCAACGGUUCUUUGAAGCAAGCUGGAUUUUUCAAACAGUAAUAUUUCUCCCAUGAUCUGCUGCCCGUAGUUAAAAAACCAAACGCACUGUAAUCUGUCUAUGUGGAGCAUUAAUUUAGCAGUAUUAUUUUUUGGUAAAUUUACUUUAAAUUGACUUAUCAUUUGAGUGUAUUCUGAAUCUGCCUACUGUUACAAAUCAGUAUUUACACCCCACUCACAAGGUGAUAUUAAAGAUCAAUUUCAUUUAAGUAUUUUGUCUGUUUUUAUAUUUCUGAACACCUUCGAGUCGGUGCAACUGCAAGGCUUUUGUGUAAAUGUUGCUGUUAUUCAGUGUCAUCAUGUAUUCGAUUCAGUAUUCACUUUAUUAAACUGAUAAGACAUUUGAAGUUGAUUUUACUGUACCUUAAAGAGUUUUACCCUAGUUUUGUACCUCUGCUUUAUUUUUAAAUUCUGCUCAACAGUUUGUUUGAUAAUCAAAAUAAAAAAUGUUUUGCAUAUAGCCAGUACAGCAUUAGGAAUUACACUGUAGUUGUCACACGUCAGGUUGGCUUUUCUUGGUGGACAAAUGCCAAUAGAAUCAUCUGGAAGGAUAAAAAGUAUAGUUUAAUCUAACAUGCUCGGCCAUGUGUUUUCUUCACAGAUGAGAACUUUCUUUCCACAACAUCUUCAUAGAAUUUGAUGCAUAGAAUAAAAUAAUUUCAUUAAACAUGCACUGGAAAUAGUAGCUUUGCAAAAUGAGUCAAGACAGACUUAUUACUGUCCAAGGUGGGCACUAUUUCCAAUGCAUGCAUUUUUUGAUAUACUGUAUGUAUUUAAUUACAUUUGUGUAUUUUGUAAUUUGGAUUUUUCAGAAGUGAUAGAAUCAUGUAUGGUGGAAAACAGACACCACUGAGGAUAUUUUUGUAUUAUAAAAUCUAGAAGUACUUGUCAGUGGUAACAGUUUGUGAUUAGCAAGAACAGCACUUUGAAAACAGUAUUUUGUUGUAAACUAAUUGAACAGCUCACUGCUGUGAUAGAACGCUGAUGGAACAAGCAACACCCCAAAGCCUGUGAUAGGACCAAUGAAAAGCCAGAUGCUACAGGAAAAUCUGUUCAUGGUAUGUUAACGGCAGGCAAAAAUUCCAUGCAUAAAGGUUUUAAAUAUGGCCAAAACAUUUUGCAGAAAAAUGAACAUAACAUCCUUGUGCCAUUGUUCCAGAUUACAUUUUGCCAUUUGGACACGUGAAGGGUUUUAUUAGUUCUUGGAUAUUUAGAAAUGAGUGUUUCAAAGAUGUAUUUACGCUAUUUUGCAAGUAAAGGUAUUUUAGAUUUUUUGAAAUUUGAUUUUGAUUUCUCUUAUUGAAUGAGCGUUUGUCAUUUGUACCAAGAUGCAUUGUGAUAUACAGUAGUCUUGCCCAUUGCUGCGUAUAGUUGUUGUAUCUACCAUGAAAUGUAAAAAUGCGGUCAUUGCUAUUUUGGAUAACUUUCCAUGCCUUUGACAAUAACUUGUAUAAUGCUGCACUGUAUGUUCUACCUGAAGCGUCAUGUAUUGACAGCCUUCUUUUAACAAUCAAGUGUAUUUUGAACCCAAGUCAUAAUGUGUGCUACUCAAUAUUUUGUCUUGAAUCAAAAAGGGCUGAAACAUAAUAUUGUAAAUUGACAGACAGUGCCUUGCCCAGGUUUUUCAUCAGAUCUUGCUGCUUCAAGUCUUCUUUUCAGCAAUGAAUAAAAGUCAAAUUAAACUG
Sander lucioperca (pikeperch) is the source of this 4224-nucleotide messenger RNA. It is a transcript of the gene msna, whose product is annotated as moesin a. Gene Ontology annotation, cellular component: filopodium; cytoskeleton; plasma membrane. NCBI's taxonomy places the organism in Eukaryota, Metazoa, Chordata, Actinopteri, Perciformes, Percidae. Gene Ontology annotation, biological process: positive regulation of early endosome to late endosome transport; regulation of organelle assembly; regulation of cell shape. Gene Ontology annotation, molecular function: actin binding; cell adhesion molecule binding. The coding region runs from base 318 to 2060 and encodes 580 amino acids. The transcript is spliced from 13 exons. The record is from RefSeq and is a predicted model, not a curated record.